AUGCUGCUGCUCAAGAAACAGACGGAGGACAUCAGCAGCGUCUAUGAGAUCCGGGAGAAGCUCGGCUCGGGCGCUUUCUCCGAGGUGGUGCUGGCCCAGGAGCGGGGCUCCUCACACCUUGUCGCCCUCAAGUGCAUCCCCAAGAAGGCCCUUCGAGGCAAGGAGGCCCUGGUGGAGAACGAGAUCGCGGUGCUCCGCAGGGUCAGCCACCCCAACAUCGUGGCUCUGGAGGACGUCCACGAGAGCCCUUCCCACCUCUAUCUGGCCAUGGAGCUGGUGACGGGGGGCGAGCUGUUCGAUCGCAUCAUGGAGCGCGGCUCCUACACGGAGAAGGACGCCAGCCACCUGGUGGGCCAGGUCCUUGGUGCCGUCUCCUACCUGCACAGCCUGGGCAUCGUGCACCGAGACCUCAAGCCUGAAAACCUCCUCUAUGCCACGCCCUUCGAGGACUCCAAGAUCAUGGUCUCUGACUUUGGCCUCUCCAAAAUCCAGGCUGGCAACAUGCUAGGCACCGCCUGUGGGACCCCGGGCUAUGUGGCCCCGGAGCUCUUGGAGCAGAAACCCUACGGGAAGGCCGUAGAUGUGUGGGCCCUGGGUGUCAUCUCCUACAUCCUGCUGUGUGGGUACCCCCCCUUCUACGAUGAGAGCGACCCCGAACUCUUCAGCCAGAUCCUGAGGGCCAGCUACGAGUUUGACUCUCCCUUUUGGGAUGACAUCUCAGAAUCAGCCAAAGACUUCAUCCGGCACCUUCUGGAGCGAGAUCCCCAGAAAAGGUUCACCUGCCAGCAGGCCUUACAGCAUCUUUGGAUCUCCGGGGAUACAGCCUUUGACAAGGACAUCCUGGGCUCAGUCAGUGAGCAGAUCCAGAAGAAUUUUGCCCGGACCCACUGGAAGCGAGCGUUCAAUGCCACCUCCUUCCUGCGCCACAUCCGCAAGCUAGGGCAGAGCCCAGAGGGUGAGGAGGCCUCGGGACGGAGGGUGAUGAGCCACAGCCACCCGGGCCUCCACACUGGCCAGCCCCCCAAGUGGUGACCCCCAGGCUGAGUGCACGGACCCCCAGAUUCCCUUCCAAUGGACCCUUUCAGUCCCCCCCCACCUCCCCCUCCCGCCCCGGGGCACCUCUGCGGGAGAGCUUGAGCCCUGUGGGUGUGGUGCAGGGCGCUGGGGUGGGCGCUGCUGGGGCGCGUCCACAGACUUCCCUCCCCUGUCGCUGCCACACCCCCUCUAGAAACCAAGAGGCCCGGGGGCUGUCCUUCCCGUGCUGUUCUGUGCUUUGCUGACUGUGGGUGGUCCUGCUUGUGUCGUGGCCCUCCAGCCUCCCUCCAGUCUUCCCCAAAUCAAUAAAGACAGACAGAGCAAUGGGCAGUGGUGAGCCGCGGGGAGGGAUGAGGGCUGGGAAGGAAACCAAGGAGGCAGGCCACCUCG
Molecule: messenger RNA, 1425 nt
Organism: Eubalaena glacialis (North Atlantic right whale)
Lineage: Eukaryota; Metazoa; Chordata; Mammalia; Artiodactyla; Balaenidae
Gene: PNCK
Product: pregnancy up-regulated nonubiquitous CaM kinase
Exons: 11
Coding region: 1-1032 (343 amino acids)
Biological process (GO): peptidyl-serine phosphorylation
Cellular component (GO): intracellular anatomical structure
Molecular function (GO): calmodulin binding; ATP binding; calcium/calmodulin-dependent protein kinase activity
Source: RefSeq, a predicted model, not a curated record